AUGGGGGGCAAGGCCGAGAAGAUGGACCCGGUAUGGGACGAUCUCGAUAGGACUAUGGUGGGUCGCUUCCGCACAAAAAGUGUCGCGGCAGGAUUCGCUAACGAGGCCGCCGAAGACACGACCAAGCUCAUUUAUGAGUUGCAGAAGAUUGCUCAUGACGCCGGCCAUCCGGUUCCGCUGGCGAUUGGCAUCGACCAGGAGAACGGCGGGGUGAAUAGUCUUUUCGAUGACAUCUAUAUUCGACAGUACCCUAGCAAUAUGGGCAUGGCGGCAACAGGCUCGACCGACCUAGCAUUCGAAGUAGCAAAGUCGACUGCGCAAGAGAUUGCUGCCUGUGGUAUCAACUGGAUUUUCGGCCCGUGUUUGGAUGUACUCACCAAUGCAAGAAACCAGCCACUAGGCGUGAGAACGGCUGGCGAUGACCCCCAGGAAGUAUCUGCCUUUGGUGUCGCGUUCAUGCAGGGCUACAAAGAUGCCGGAGUGGUGACUUUGGGUAAACACUUCCCUUCCUAUGGCAACUUAGAGUUUCUGGGCUCAACACUUGAUGUGCCCAUCAUCACAGAGUCUCUGGAGCAAUUGAGUCUAAGCGCUCUGAUUCCCUUCAAGAGGGCCAUCGAAAAGGGUCUCGACUCGAUGAUGGUCGGCGGAUGUGCCAUGUCAUCAGCUGGAUUGAACGCCAUGCAUGCUUGUCUGUCCGAGCAGGUUGUUGACGAACUACUUCGAAAAGACCUAAACUUUGACGGUGUGGUCGUUUCCGAGUGUCUGGAGAUGGAUGCGCUAAGUCACAACAUUGGCGUAGGCGGCGGCACAGUGAUGGCUGUGAAUGCUGGUUGCGAUGUGGUGCUCCUUUGCCGUUCCUUUUCACUACAACAAGAAGGACUGAAAGGCCUCAAGACCGGCAUCGAAGGUGAAAUGGUGUCCAAAGAGCGCAUCUUCAACUCACUUAGGCGCGUGCUAGCCAUGAAGAAGAAGUACGCCAACCGGAAUCUCUACCAGCACGGCUUUACCAAGCAUGUCUCCAUGAUAUGCAAUACGCAAUACACAACGGGUGGUGAGAGACGUGAGAAGCCUCUGAUUGUUGUUGCGGUCAGCUCACCAUACGAUUUUGCCAUGGACACCAGCAUCGGGACCUACAUAUGCACAUACGACUUUACGGAAACUGCACUGAAUUCCUUGGUAAGAGUACUAUAUGGGGAAAUGUCGCCUUCGGGGACUUUGCCUGGCACCAUCAGUAAGAGCCAGAAAUUACAUCCCUCGAAACAACACUGGCUGGUCGAGAUCUUCAACGAAGAAAGAGAUGGAGCUGCUCUAGACACCCUAGUCACAGCUGUUGUAGAGAGCACAUCGCCGAACCAAAGAUCAGAGUUGUCAAGUGCGACGUCCAGUUCAUUCAUUCUACAUCACCCGGAAGUGGAAGAGUCACAUUUCGUCGUCAGGAACAGCAGCACGCAAGCACUUUAUGGCUUCUGCUCAACAUACUUCUUCAAGGCUACUGGUACUGGUGUUAUCGGAGCACUUUUCGUGGAUCCAGCGAGGAGAAAGCUCUCCAUCGGUCAUUCUCUGCAUAACCGGGCGAUUCGGACUCUCCUGCAGAAAGAAGGCGUCAAACGCUUCCAGUUGGGCUCUCGUCUUCCAAGCAUGUAUCUCGGUAUCCCGACCGGACACGGCAACGAGCGGAAACGUUUGCGGUCAUGGUUUGCUCAGCUGGGCUGGGGAGCUGCACUCUCCCGUCCGGUUUGCAACAUGGUAGCGCGUAAUCUGCAGACGUGGUCUCCACCCCCUGGAAUGGCCAAGAGCCUGGCAAGUGCAGGUGCACAGUUUGACCUCGUAUACGGAUGGGAUUACGCAGGACCGAUACUUGACCACAUCAAGACCAGCAAUCGCCAAGGUCUGGCAGAGGUGUACAAGCUGGCGCUUACCGAUCCAACGGCUUGUGGAAUCAUACGGGCGAAGCGGCCAGAGGAUGGGGCGUUGGUGGGUACAGUCGUCCUAUACAACAACCACUCACGUCUGGCCGAGUACAUACCUCCGCUGAAGGAUUUGAAUGAGGCAGCCGGAGGUAUCUCCUCGCCUGUCAUCUCGCCUGGUGUUGGCGAGUACUCGACACUACUGCAGGGGUUGAUCCUCCUCGGCAUGCGGCAGAUUAAGCAGCUAGGGUGCAAUGCCUGCUUGCUAGAUUAUAUGGAUGGCGAUGGCAACUUUGACGGCUUCUCAGCCAUGGGCUUCGACGUCAUGCACAAUUUUGAGGAAGUGAGCUGUGACGCGGCCACGUGGACCAUGAUUCCACCGGCUUGA
Molecule: messenger RNA, 2295 nt
Organism: Pyrenophora tritici-repentis Pt-1C-BFP
Lineage: Eukaryota; Fungi; Ascomycota; Dothideomycetes; Pleosporales; Pleosporaceae
Source: RefSeq, a predicted model, not a curated record